GGUUUCCAAGGAGCGGCUGGUGCAUUUCGACUGCCAGUCUUUUGGUUAGCAGUCGAACGCUUAACCACUGCGCCACCGGGGCUCCUGUCCAGUACUAGGCUCUGAGAAUACCGUAGUAACCAAAGGCGACAUGGUUACUGCCUGCCUGGAGAGUAUAGUUUAGUGGAGGGAGUCAAACAUUAAACACGUAAUCAUGGAAGUAGAAGUAUAAAUACAAAAUUUUACAAUUAUUAUGGAGGAAGCAAAAAAUAAUAAAAUACCUAAAAUAUUUUAGACAGGGUGGUCAGAGAAGAUUUCCUGAAGGAGGUGACACUUAAACUGUCACUUGAGACAUUAUGACAAGAACCAGAAGCAUAUUCCAGACAGAGAGAGUAGCCCUUGGAGUUACCUCAUUUCGCAAAGAACUUGGCCUGAGUCAUCCCCGAUAUUCAGGAAGAGAUGUGAUAAUGGAUCAUCAUGUUUCCACCAUCAAACCUCGAAGAAUCCAAAACCAAAAUGUCAUUUACCGCUUGGAACGCCGAAGGAUCAGCUCAGGCAAAGCAGGUACCCACUGGCAUCAGGUCCGAGUGUUCCACCAGAAUGUCUUCCCCAACUUCACAGUUGUCAACGUUGAGAAGCCUCCUUGUUUCUUGCGUAAAUUCUCACCUGAUGGACGCUUCUUUAUUGCUUUUUCCUCGGACCAGACAUCUCUUGAAAUCUAUGAGUACCAGGGCUGCCAGGCAGCAGAGGACCUACUGCAGGGGUAUGAGGGGGAGAUCCUUUCCAACGGCAAUGACCAGCGGUCAGUCAAUAUCCGGGGCCGGCUCUUUGAACGCUUUUUUGUCCUGCUGCACAUUACCAAUGUAGCGGCCAAUGGCGAGCAUCUGAACCGGGAAUGCAGCCUGUUCACUGAUGACUGCCGCUGUGUCAUUGUGGGCUCAGCGGCCUACCUCCCGGACGAGCCUCACCCUCCUUUCUAUGAGGUGUAUCGGAACAGUGAAUCAGUGACUCCCAAUCCACGGUCCCCUCUAGAGGACUAUUCCCUCCAUAUCAUUGACCUUCACACUGGCCGCUUGUGUGACACUCGCACGUUCAAAUGUGACAAAGUGGUCCUGUCACACAACCAAGGGCUGUACUUGUAUAAGAACAUCCUGGCCAUCUUGUCAGUGCAGCAGCAGACCAUCCACGUCUUCCAGGUAACUCCCGAAGGCACUUUUAUUGAUGUGCGGACCAUUGGCCGCUUCUGCUAUGAGGAUGACCUGCUCACUGUGUCAGCUGUUUUCCCUGAGGUACAGCGGGACAGUCAGACAGGCAUGGCCAAUCCCUUUAGGGAUCCUUUCAUCAACUCCCUGAAACACCGGCUGCUGGUGUACUUGUGGCGCCGGGCAGAACAGGAUGGUAGCGCAAUGGCCAAGAGGCGCUUCUUCCAGUAUUUUGACCAGCUGCGGCAGCUUCGUAUGUGGAAGAUGCAGCUUUUGGAUGAAAACCAUCUGUUUAUCAAGUACACUAGUGAGGAUGUUGUAACACUGCGGGUCACAGAUCCAUCACAGGCAUCUUUCUUUGUCGUGUACAAUAUGGUGACAACAGAGGUGAUUGCUGUAUUUGAGAAUACAUCAGAUGAGCUUUUGGAACUCUUUGAGAACUUCUGUGACCUCUUCCGUAAUGCUGCCCUGCACAGUGAAGUCCAGUUUCCCUGCUCAGCUUCCAGUAACAAUUUUGCAAGGCAGAUCCAACGCCGCACCUGUGGAAUUACUUGUGUAUUGGCUGUGAUUCCUGCUAGACUGCACAUGAGCUGCAGAAAGAUAGAGACAGUGCCUUUGUUGUUUAUUGCUAUAUCCUCAGCAGUACAUUGUCAAGAUCUUAAAUAUUUGUUGAAUCAGUUAGGAAAUCAUUUUAGAACUUUUGGUUAAACAUGAUGUGUUGAACAAAUGCAUUUAUCUUCUCUCCAUCCCGAAACUCUAUUAAAAAUGACAGUAAAGGAAUAAGAGGUACAAAUCUGCAAAAACAAAGAAUGAGAAAGGAGUCUAUUGGUGAUAGGAGAUAUCAACACAGAUUUGGAAGCUGAAAAGGCAGUGGAUGAAUGAUAACCUCAGAGAGCAGAAACUUAUGCCUGUAGCGCUCAGUCGUCAAGAAGAAAGCCUGACUUUCACCACAGAACUCUGUAAAGGAUCAGAGAUUGGAGGCCUUAGAUACCUCUGAAGUGGGGUAUGAGGUAGCCUGAAAUCAGGAGGAUUAGGUGAAGUUCUUAAGAGGAGCAGUCAGAUCCUCUAGAUCCUUCCCCUUAGCCUAUGCUGUCAGAUGAGGCCUCUUCCUCCACCUCAGCAAAAGGGUAAAGGUUUACUCAGGUUCAUAAGGCAUAGCUGAGAGCAGGAUGAGACAUAUCAGAGUGAAAACAGAGGAAUUAAGUGAAAGUUGACGUACUGAAGGGCGAGACUCCUGUCGCCCUUACCACAUCUGACAUCCAGGCUUAUACUCCCCAGGCAGGAGAUUAAUGAAUUUCCCUAAGAAAACCAAAUCAACUCAAAAGAAGAGACCUUCAGAUAAUGACAUUGGAGUCCCUUUGCAAAACACCUAGGUCACCCUAAAUUGAUACCCACCAGUCAACAAAGUCCUCCUAUGAACCAAGGUUUCUAAUAUCAUCUUAGUACAUUAUUAUAAAAUGAUUGGUUUCUUUAGGCCCAGAGUCCAAGCUAAAUCCUACUCUAGUCAGUUAGUGCCCAUCAGAUUUCAGAGUUCUGAGUUACUCCCCCAACCUUAGCCAGUUAUGGAAAGUAUCUGCUUUAGGUCCCAAGCUAGACCUGACCAGAGUUGGUGGGUGAAUCAGGAUAAGCAUUACUGCCAGUGGGGAGAAGGAUCAAAGCAGAUGUCUCAAUGCAUUGGCGUUAUAAAGAGAGUACUAGAUCAGAAAUAGAUGGAUGUUGAUUUUCAGAUAGCUGGAUUUGCCCUUUCCUUUUUCUCUGGUACACACAAAUAUUCUGCGUUAUUAGCAACUAUUCAGUAAAGGAGGAAUUUUGGAAGCAGAACAUGGAUCAGAUUUUCUCUUUUCAUUUUGGAAUAAAUCACUUUUAAAAUUAAGCAAAUCAUUACCAACAAAUAACAAAAGGAAUUAAGGGAUUAGGUAUAAAACAAACAAAAAAAACUGGGUACAUUCAAGUCACAACAUCAAGAAGUCACUAGAGGGUAAGCUCCAUGAGGUCAGGAGUUUUUGUCUGUUAUAUUCACUGUCCUAUUCAUAGCACCUAGGCCAGUGACUGAUACAUAGGAGGAGCUCAUUAAGUGUUCACGGAAUGAAUGAAGUCAUCCAGGAAUUAGAAGAAGCUGCGUUUUCUGAAAAUUAUUUCAGAAUGCAUCUGGAAUUGAGAAAUUACAGGAAGCCUCAGGGAGGAACAAAUAAAAGUUGUAUUUCAGGUUGGUGAUCUUUAAAACUUUGCUCCAUACCAGCAAAAGAUUUUGAAAAAGUAUAGAUACCCUCACACAUUUUUAAGUUGAUCUCUUAAGUUUUUUUUUUUUUUGCUAUUAAAUUUAAAAAGUUAUAGAGGAUAUAAUUUCCAGUGUAUGGUAAACAUUGACAUUUAAAAAUAAAAUUGUUACAGCACCAAGGAAUCUAAAUACCUUAGUAAUUUAUUAAUCAAGUAUUUGAUAUAUAAAAUAUAGAGCAAACUAUUCCCAGUUUGUUGGAAAUUUUAUAUUGUUUUGAAUUUAUUAAUUCAUAUACCUAAUCCAUCUCCCCUACAAAAUUGUAUCCUAAUAUAGUAUAUUUUAUUGACUACUGUAUCAUACUUUGCUGCAUUGAAAAUAUAAGGUAGGUAUAAAUUGAAAUUAUUUUUUAUUUCCUGUGAACACAUGGUUCUAAAUGCUAAAUUGUAUAGUCUCUUGGUAAGAGUAAGAUCUUUUGGUAAAAGUAAGUGAAAAUGGGUCCUUUAUGGGUCAGAAUAAAUGUUUAAGAAAAAAUAAAAUGGAAACCAAGAAUUGCGAAUCAUUUAAGGAAAGUCUUUAUCAUAAGAAACAGAAAUCAAAACAAAACCAACAGAGUAAAGAAUAAUAAACAGUAUUGCAUUCGCUGAACAAUAGGAAGCUACAGAAACAAGAACAUUCCUAAACAGCUAGAUGUUUCUGAAAAUGUAAAAUAUGUUAGCUAUAGUUGAGGAACUCUCCAAGAAAGUAGAAUAAAAAGAGAAGGAAAGUGGAAGCUAAAUAAUAAGAAAAUUAGAGGUAUCAGCCCAAGAGGUCCAGUAUCGUGCCAGUUCUAGAAGGAGCAAUGGAGAAAAUGGAGAGGAAAUUAUCAAAGAAAUAAUAUAGGACAAUUUUCCAAUACUGAAGGACAUGAAUUUCCAGGUUGGAAGGACCAUCCAGUGGUGUGCUGGUGCUGGCUUGUACUAGCUCACAAGGGCCUACUGUUAUAUUUUCAAUAAUUUUGCAAGCUGAUUGUUAAACACAGCCAUUAUUAAAAAUCAGAUUCUAUAUUAAGGACGUAAAUGUGAAAAUUAAACCAUAAAAUUUCUAGGAGAACAAACAGGGGGCAGUGCUGUCAAGCCUAGCAUUCAACAAUGGAUUAUUGAAUAUAAUAACAAAAGCACAAAUAGUAAAAGACAAAUAAA
Trichechus manatus latirostris (Florida manatee) is the source of this 4577-nucleotide messenger RNA. RefSeq names its product DET1 partner of COP1 E3 ubiquitin ligase (gene DET1). NCBI's taxonomy places the organism in Eukaryota, Metazoa, Chordata, Mammalia, Sirenia, Trichechidae. Gene Ontology annotation, cellular component: nucleus; cullin-RING ubiquitin ligase complex. The transcript is spliced from 4 exons. Gene Ontology annotation, molecular function: ubiquitin protein ligase binding; ubiquitin-like ligase-substrate adaptor activity. The record is from RefSeq and is a predicted model, not a curated record. Gene Ontology annotation, biological process: positive regulation of proteasomal ubiquitin-dependent protein catabolic process; protein ubiquitination. The coding region runs from base 336 to 1889 and encodes 517 amino acids.